AUGGAGUCGUUUCUAUUUACAUCCGAGUCUGUGAACGAGGGACACCCAGACAAACUCUGUGACCAAGUUUCAGAUGCUGUUCUUGACGCUUGUCUCGAGCAAGACCCUGAAAGCAAAGUCGCAUGUGAGACUUGUACCAAAACCAACAUGGUUAUGGUUUUCGGUGAAAUCACCACCAAGGCCAAAGUUGAUUACGAGAAGAUUGUCCGUGACACUUGUCGCAAUAUCGGAUUCGUCUCGGCCGAUGUGGGACUCGAUGCUGACAACUGCAAAGUGUUGGUCAACAUUGAGGAACAAAGCCCUGACAUUGCUCAAGGUGUUCAUGGUCAUUUCACUAAACGUCCUGAAGAGAUUGGAGCUGGUGAUCAAGGUCACAUGUUUGGGUAUGCAACUGAUGAGACUCCUGAGUUGAUGCCGUUGAGCCAUGUUUUGGCUACAAAGCUUGGUGCGCGUCUCACUGAGGUUAGGAAGGACGGGACUUGUCCGUGGGUAAGACCUGAUGGGAAGACUCAGGUCACCGUUGAGUACUACAAUGACAAUGGUGCUAUGGUCCCUGUUCGUGUUCACACUGUUCUUAUCUCCACCCAGCACGAUGAGACUGUCACUAACGAUGAAAUCGCUCGUGACCUCAAAGAGCAUGUGAUCAAGCCUGUGAUUCCGGAGAAGUACCUUGACGAAAAGACCAUCUUUCACCUUAACCCAUCUGGCAGAUUUGUCAUUGGUGGCCCUCACGGAGAUGCUGGUUUGACUGGACGCAAGAUCAUUAUCGACACAUACGGUGGUUGGGGAGCUCACGGUGGUGGUGCGUUCUCGGGUAAAGACCCAUCGAAAGUGGACCGAAGCGGUGCUUACAUAGCUAGACAAGCAGCUAAGAGCAUUGUAGCCAGCGAUCUUGCACGCAGGGCGCUCGUUCAAGUCUCUUACGCCAUUGGUGUCCCCGACCCAUUGUCUGUUUUUGUUGACACAUACGGAACCGGGAAGAUUCCAGACAAGGAGAUUCUCAAGAUUGUGAAGGAGAAUUUCGAUUUCAGGCCAGGCAUGAUGACUAUUAACCUUGACCUCACCAGAGGUGGCAAUGGAAGGUUCUUGAAGACAGCGGCGUACGGGCACUUUGGUAGGGAAGGUCCAGAGUUUACCUGGGAGGUCGUUAAGCCGCUUAAGGCAGAUAAGGCUUAA
Arabis nemorensis is the source of this 1176-nucleotide messenger RNA. The record is from the annotation of a GenBank genome assembly. Lineage: Eukaryota; Viridiplantae; Streptophyta; Magnoliopsida; Brassicales; Brassicaceae.